AUUGAUACGGACUGCCUAGUCUGCUUCAACAAGUACAACAUCUACAGAGUGCCAAAGCUCCUGGACUGCCAGCACGCCUUCUGCGCAGUCUGCCUCAAGCUUAUCCUCAGGAAAGAAGAGAGUACCUGGAUAAUCACCUGCCCCCUGUGCAGAAAAGCCACUUGUGUGUCAGGAGGACUCAUCCGCACACUUCAAAAUAAAGAAGACAUCAUGGAGCACUUGGAAAACCCCGAUGCAAAUCCUGAGGUACACGUCUCUGCCGCAGGGCUGGACAGCAACAGCUGGACUCAGAGCAGCCAAGGCGCCUUAUACAGAGACGAAAAUGUUCCAGCAGACAACAGACUGGCUAUCCAGAGACUUGUGCUGCUCCUGCUGCUCGUGGUGAUUCUCACUAUCCUCAUCCUCCCGUUUAUAUACUCUGGGCUGAUAAAAUGGGUAAUUUGUCUCAUGCUUGUUUUGGGGUUGGUCAUGUCUAUGGUGCUUUGCUGCACUCCUAAAUUUUACUGGAGGUGUAACAGGGACUCGCUCACCUCCUGCCACAAGGAGACCCACAUCACUGCUAUUGCCUGA
Molecule: messenger RNA, 570 nt
Organism: Opisthocomus hoazin
Lineage: Eukaryota; Metazoa; Chordata; Aves; Opisthocomiformes; Opisthocomidae
Source: RefSeq, a predicted model, not a curated record